AGUAGCUUCUCUUCUUUCUAUCCACUCUGGUCUCUCCCCUCUGCUGGCCUGCCUGUCUGCCUGCCUUGCCAACUGAGCUGCUCGGUCUGACCUUACCAGACUCAUUUUAGAAAGAAAAGCUACUUCAAAAUGUCUUUCAAGACCCAGAUGACAACUAUCAGAAGUUCUUCUGCCCCAAAGAACUUCAGCAGCAGAUCCGCUGGUCCAUUCGGUGGUAUUUCCUCCCAAAGGAGCUUCGCCGUCAGGAGUACCUAUGGAGGUGCCAGCAACAGGGGCUAUGGAGGGUCUGGCAUCAUCGGCAGCUCUGCCUACAACAUGAGCUCAAGCAUGGGUAGUUCAGGAGGCCUUGGCAUGAGCUACAGUGGUAGCAUGAUUAGUCAGCCUGCCAUCGCUCCUGUCUCUGUGAACAAGAGCCUUCUGGCCCCCCUGAACCUCGAGAUUGACCCCACCAUCCAAGCUGUGCGCACCCAGGAGAAAGAGCAGAUCAAGAGCCUCAACAACCGCUUUGCUUCCUUCAUUGACAAGGUCCGCUUCCUGGAGCAGCAGAACAAAAUGCUGGAGACCAAGUGGAGCUUGCUGCAGGGACAGACCACCACCCGCUCCAACAUUGACGCCAUGUUCGAGGCCUACAUCGCCAACCUCCGCAGACAGCUGGACAGCCUGGGCAACGACAAGAUGAAGCUGGAGGCCGACCUGCACAACAUGCAGGGCCUGGUGGAGGACUUCAAGAACAAGUAUGAAGAUGAGAUUAACAAGCGCACAGAAUGUGAAAAUGACUUUGUCCUCAUCAAGAAGGAUGUUGAUGAGGCCUACAUGAAUAAAGUUGAGCUCGAGGCCAAGCUGGAGAGUCUGACAGAUGAGAUCAACUUCCUCAGGUCGAUCUAUGAGGAGGAACUGCGUGAACUCCAGAGCCAGAUCAAGGACACCUCAGUCAUUGUGGAGAUGGACAACAGCCGUAACCUGGACAUGGACGCCAUUGUGGCAGAAGUCAGGGCUCAGUAUGAGGACAUUGCCAACCGCACUCGCGCUGAGGCAGAGACAUGGUACAAGACCAAAUAUGAAGAGAUGCAGACGUCCGCCAACAGAUAUGGAGAUGACCUGAGGUCUACCAGAACAGAGAUUGCAGACCUCAACCGUAUGAUCCAGAGACUGACAUCAGAGAUUGAUGCUGUCAAAGGACAGCGGGCCAACCUGGAGGCCCAGAUCGCUGAGGCUGAGGAGCGCGGUGAGCUGGCAGUGAAGGACGCCAAGGCCCGCAUCAGGGACCUGGAAGAAGCCCUGCAGAGAGCCAAGCAGGACAUGGCCCGCCAGAUCAGAGAAUACCAGGAUCUGAUGAAUGUCAAGCUGGCUCUGGACAUUGAGAUCGCCACCUACAGGAAGCUGCUGGAGGGAGAGGAGGACAGACUGGCCAACGGCAUCAAAGCUAUCAACAUCUCCCAGCAGAGCACAAGUUACGGCGGUUUCCCCAUGGACAGCCUGAAGAGCGGCUACACAAGCAGCUUCUCCAGCAAGUACAGCGGUGGAUAUGGCAGUGGUACAAGCAGCGCAGGCGGUUACAGCGGCGGUUACAGCGGCGGAUACAGCAGCGACGGCUCCGGCGGCUACUCCACCAUCGCCACCCAGAGCAAGAAGAAUGUUGUUAUCAAAAUGAUUGAGACCAAGGAUGGCAGAGUGGUGUCCGAGUCCUCUGAGGUCAUUGAGGAUUGAGCUGUCUAGUUUUGAGGUUUAGCUACCUAUCUGCUAUGAUCUCCUCUGCCUCUCUGGUAGUUUUAUACUCACAGUUCACCCACCCCAACUAUUGUCAUAAACAAGUCUGAAGUAAAAUGCUUGCCAGCCACUCCCUAAUAGAGCCUAAACUUGUUUUUCAUGAAGCAAUAAGUGAUCCUAACACUACCAAAGAUCUGAAAGGGACCAAAGAAUUUAUUUUGUAUGUCUGAUGUCUGACUGUUUGUACUAAAAAAAAAAGUUUUGUCUCAGAAAUGAGAUAAAAUCCAGGCAAACUGAAAGGAGCAAAGCAAAAAUAUAUCUAUAUAUAUAUAACACACUCCCUUGAAAUUCAUGCAACCGCUAUUCCAUACACAAAGGGCUGUUGUGUUGCAUCAAACGGACAGUGGUGUUGUCAAAGGAAUGUGAAUGUACUGAAACAGUUCUUCAGUGUUGUUGGUCAACUAAUGUUUUCAGAUUGCCUGCUACAGUAGGUAGUGCAUGUCUUCCCUGUGCGUGUCUUGUAACUGAAACUGUUUCGAACCCCUUAGGAGGCUGCCCUCGCCAGACUGCUGUCCUGAGGUGCUGUUUUUGCUACGGAACCAAAUAAAGAUGUGUUUACUGAGAGAAAAGGCGAAUUUAUUCUUUUUAAAUGGUGAUGAAGAGAAAAACAACUGAAAAAAAAAACAUAGUAGUAAUGUAUGAAUGUAAUUUUCUAAUAAACCUGACAGAAGAUAUUGUAAGCGAUGAAGCAAUUUGGAAUCAGCAACAGUUCCUUGUCCUGAAUUUAAGUCACGUAAAAAAUUAUGAAUUGCUUUUACUAAAUUUGACAGGAUCUGUCUUAUCAGUAUAUUUGUGUGAGAUGGUGUGCCUCAAUCCUACAAACUGGUAAAACACAUUUACACACUGUCUACAUUUGGACAGCUAGAAUACACUAGUUUCUAUACAGUACAUCUAUAAUCCAACAUAAUGAAAGGAUCAAAAUAACAAUAAGUAAUACAUAGUGUGUAAACAUGCAAUAUCUGUCCAUAUAGUACACAUUAUACACAAAACUGAAGAUGGAGAAUGAAGCAUAGUUCUAAAAUUGUACAAGCUACACAGUGAAGACAAUAACUAGACAAAUAGUUAUGCACAUACAUGCAAUUAACAUUCACGCAUUAAUACACAUAUGUAUAAUGUUAUAUACCAAGAUGACAUUUAAUAUGUAUAUAGAUCAGGAUUAAAUAUGACACAGGAUAAGCACUCAGAGAGCGCAGUACUCCGCCAAGGCUGCUUAUUCCUUGUAUGAUUUCUGACGGAUAAGUUCUGAUAAGACCACAGCGGUUGAUUUGUGGUAGGAUUGCAAUCGUGUGAUCGUCAGCAGGCAGUUGAUGUAGCGUUCAGUUGUCAUAGUUACAGUGAUGCUUUGCUGCUAUCCCGCAAUGAUACAGAAAUCUUUGGCAAAUCCGUGGAUCCAGACUAUAAGCCGCAUCACUGCGAAAAUCUAAUGAGUUCGUCAUUGUGUCAUUUCUGACCUUCCCUGAAAAUAUCAUCCAAAUUCAUUUGUCCAUUUUUGAGUAAUGUUGCCCACAGACAAACAGACGGACAGACAAACGUAAGCAGGUCAUCACUUAACUCCUCUGCGUUCCUUGGCAAAGUAAUGAUUUUGAUAAAAUUAUUUCUAACAUUGCCUUUAUAGUCUUGCAUAAAGUAGCCUUCUUUUAUUGAAAUCAGUUUAUUUUUGGAAUCCAUCAUCUAACCAUAACUGAAGAAAUCUCGUCUAUGCAUCCGUCUGUUUCUGUCCUUUCAAUAUCUCAGUCAUACUUCCACACCACUUAAAACUUGGUGAGUGUAUUGCUGGGGACUAGGGCAGUGUUAAGUUUGAACCAGACUGAAGGAAAAGUGGCUGUUUUGGGGGUCUUUUGUUGCCUUUUUGGGGUCCUCAGCUCGGCCUUUGGCUUCCUGUAGGUGGAGCCUCCGUUGUUAGGCAAAUGUAUGAUAUCACAGAUCAAUGGCUUGAUUCUCCAAGGAAUCUCUGUCUGUAAAUGCUGUGUGUUUAUCUAUCUACAAUGCACUAGUAUCUCUUAAUUUUGUUAAAAUAAACAUUCCUUUAAAUUGA
This is a messenger RNA of Acanthochromis polyacanthus (spiny chromis), 3802 nucleotides long. RefSeq names its product keratin 8 (gene krt8). Bases 130 to 1707 code for a protein of 525 amino acids. Gene Ontology annotation, biological process: intermediate filament organization; keratinization. The record is from RefSeq and is a predicted model, not a curated record. The transcript is spliced from 8 exons. Gene Ontology annotation, molecular function: structural constituent of skin epidermis. Gene Ontology annotation, cellular component: keratin filament. NCBI's taxonomy places the organism in Eukaryota, Metazoa, Chordata, Actinopteri, Pomacentridae.